UGGAUGAGGACACGGAGUCCUGUUUCUUUCAGCUGAAUCUCACAGACUUUCAUGAUGUAAACAAGACACCUGCGACACCUCAUCUGGACUGGUCCGACCUCUACUGCACCUGUUUGGAUUCAGAUACGAUGAAGCCGAACAUCCGCCUGGAACAGCCUUCGGUCUGAGCGGUUUUAUCCGGGUAAGCUGGACCUGGGCGACGGGUCAUGUACGUCCUGUGCACCCUGGCGGUCCUGACCCUCCACAGCCUCUUCAAGAGCUGGAACAACAAGGCCGUGGAGUCCAUUCGGAGCUCGGAGGCUGCGGGGCAGGAGGGCCGUCUGAAGGAUGGAGGUGUUCCUGAGGUCAGGGAAUGGUCCUGGCCUCAGGGGCGUGGAGACGAUCUGGUGAAGAGUGUGGGCCGCGGAGGGCCGAGGAGCUGCAGAACUGAAGGGAAGUGGAGGCGAGGAGACGGCGUACGUAACGUCCCGGACAGCAGGAAGCGAGUUCAGCAGGUCCAGCGGUCCAGCGCUCUGCUCAGCCCGGCGGUCAUGUUCAACACACGAAAGACCUGGGACCUCAGCCACGCCCCCUGCCUGCAGGAGCUCUGGAAGAAAGACAUCUCAUUGGACGCGAGCUCAGUGGACUUCCUGAUGAGUGAUGGUGAAGACGACGGCUCCUUCCUGUCUCUGCCCACCGCCGCCUUCUCACAGCGCCCCCCUCUGACCGCAGAGCUGACCGAAACGAGCGUACCCAGCCAGCAGCUGCUCAUCCAGAGGGUCACCUGGUCUUGCUGGUGGACUCCCGUCAACACUCUACAGGAUAAAGUGUGUGAGUUUCAGGCUCGUCUUCGCUCUGAAGAAGUCACUCGUCACCUGCUGCUCCAGCAGCUGCAGGACAAGACGAGUGUGGGUGGAGGUGUUCAGACGUCUUCUCCGCCCAACGGUGUGAAGGUGUUGCAGCCAGGUGAACAACCUACAGAUCGUCUCAUCUUUCCAGAAGAAGAGCAGCUCAUUACUCAGCUGCGCCGACAGGUGGAGGAGCUGGAGGAGAAGCUGUUGGAUCAGACUCAGGAGGUGGAGAGACUUCGCUCUGAACUGGGGGCAACAGACCUGGAGAAGCAGCUGGAGCUGCUGGUGGUGGAGAACCAGCGUCUGAAGCAGGAGCUGAAGUCAUGCAGGAGCUCAGAGCUUCAGAGCCUCGACGCUGCUGCAGAGACCUGCAGCCACUGCCCUCACAGCCAGGAUGUGGAGUCCCUGCGGAGGGAGGUGUCUCGCUGGGAGAGCCAGGCCCGGCAGAGGGAGCGGCGGCUGGCUGAGCUGGAGCGAGAGCUGCUGGAGAAAACCUCCAGGGUGGAGAGUCUCCAGCGGCAACUGGACGAGUCGACCCGGCAGCUGGAGGAGUCGAGGCGGAGGCAGGGGGAGACCGAGCAGAAACUCGCCCGCCGACUCCAGGAGUGUGAAGAGGAGCUCGCCAGGCAGGCCGCAGCGCCCCCUAGAGUCAAGUAUGUGACUCACACGGUGGAGGUGGAGUCGGCCGACUCUCAGAAAGCUCUGGCUGAGCUGCAGACCAAGAACGCCGGCCUGCAGGAGCAGCUGUCUGUGCAGAGGCAGCUGCUGAGGGAGCUCGAGACGCAGCUGCACGAGUCCCAGAGGACCUGCGCUCAGCUCAGGACGCAGAUCCUGGUCUAUGAAGGAGAGAUGGAGCGCGCUCAAGGUCAGCUGGAGGCGGAGAUGCAGAACCUGGAGGAGGAGAAGAACCGUGUGAUUGAGGAGGCGUUCAUCAGAGCUGAGAGCGAGAUGAAGGCCGUCCAUGAGAACCUGGCGGGAGUCCGUAUGAACCUGCUGAGCCUGCAGCCGGCGCUCAGGACUCUCACCUGUGACUACAACUGUCUGAAGAGGCAGGUGCAGGACUUCCCCUUCAUGCUGGACAAAGCCAUCACAGAGGCCAAACAGGAGAUCUGUCAGGUGAUCAGCGAGGUGAGCAGCACCAAUCAGGAGCUGCUGCGUAAAUACAAGCGAGAGAUGAACCUGAGGAAGAAAUGUCACAACGAGCUGGUUCGACUCAAAGGUAACAUCCGUGUCUUCUGCCGCGUCCGGCCGGUCAGUCAGGAGGAGCAGGACUCCGCCGACGCCAAAACUAUGCUGAGCUUCGACUCGGAAGACGACGCCGUCCUCUACCUCUCCAACAAGGGCAAAAUCAUGACGUUUGAACUGGACAAAGUCUUCCCUCCUCAGGCCACACAGGAAGAGGUGUUUCAGGAGGUCCAGUCUCUGAUCACUUCCUGCAUCGACGGAUUUAACGUCUGCAUCUUCGCCUACGGACAGACCGGCUCCGGGAAAACUUACACCAUGGAGGGCGUGGUGGACGACCCCGGCAUUAACCAGCGAGCCCUCCGCCUGCUGUUCUCUGAGGUGAUGGAGAAAGCUCCGGACUGGGACUAUAAGAUCACUGUCAGCAUGGUGGAGAUCUACAACGAGACGCUGCGGAACCUGCUGGGGGAGAAUCCCACCGACAAGCUGGACAUUAAGAUGAACCCUGACGGCAGCGGACAGCUCUACGUCCCCGGACUGACCGAGUUCAUCGUCCAGAGCCCAGAGGACAUCAACAGGGUGUUUGAGUUGGGUCACAUGAACAGAGCGACGGCCUGCACCAACCUGAAUGAGCACAGCUCUCGUUCACACGCUCUGCUCAUCAUCACUGUGUCCGGAUUCAACUCGGCGACUGGAAACCGAACACAAGGUAAGCUGAACCUGGUGGACCUGGCGGGCUCGGAGAGGAUCGCAAAGUCGGGCGCGGAGGGCAGCCGCCUCCGAGAAGCUCAGUGCAUCAACAAAUCUCUGUCGGCGCUCGGCGAUGUCAUCAACGCGCUGCGGAGCAAACACUCGCACGUCCCGUUCAGAAACUCCCGCCUCACCUACCUGCUGCAGGACUCCCUGAGCGGGGACAGCAAGACGCUCAUGAUGGUGCAGGUGUCUCCGCUGCCCACUAACAUGAGCGAGUCGGUCUGCUCGCUGAAGUUUGCUCAGCGCGUUCGGAGCGUCGAGCUGAGCUCCUCGUCCUCCAGGAAACACGAGAACUCGUCCACCUCGUCCUCGCCGACCCACGACAGCGUCGAGCUGGACUCCCCCCCAGUGACCCCCGUUCCUCUCCCCAUCUCUCGAGCCAGCAGCGCCGGCUCCACCCUCUCCUCCGCCUCCAGAACUCCCAGCAGCUCCCGCAGGAGGUCCCAGUCCCAGCUGUCCACAGACAGACAGGUAGACAGAGCCAGCCCAUUGGUGGGGGACGGUGGGCAGGACGACUGAAGCUGACGGCCUGAGGCGAGCGCGGGGUGUCUGCCAGCACCCCGAGGCUCCGCCCCGCCGGACUCCUCCUCACGACCGGAUGACAGAGCAAAGACUGAUGGGACCUUUGGAGACUCCUGCGGUGAUCGGGGUCUAACUUUUGGCUUUCUGUGUUCUUGCUGUGAUGAAGGACAUGAAUGUGACUGAGAGACCACUGAAGGCUCAAAGAGCUGGUCCUGAACUGAACUGAGACCCUCUGCGUCUCUCUGACCCUGAACCACAGCAUCUGCUCUCCGAUCACAGUAUUUCUGUUAUUGUUUCUUUGUAAAGUCGCACUUUAAACCUCUAGAUUAAUUUCUAACCCACAGUCCACGUGGUUGAUUCUAAUAUAUGCAUCAUAUGGUUGAAUAUUUAUGUUUGACUUGCUUUAAUCUUGUUUUUUUGUUUUAUUUGAUGCCCCGUGAACAUUUUGAGAUUCAUUUUAUCAGAUCCUGAUUCCUCCUCUGUGCUUUUCUGACGAGGCUGUCUUCGUGUCCUCGCGGUCCUCCUUCAUCCAAUCAGGGUACUCCAUUGACACGGAGCUGUCCAAUAAGACGAGAGCAAUACAAGGAAGUCCUGCGUGUACAUGAGUGUUGUUCUUGGAUCCUCUUCUCUUCCUGUGGAUGUUUGUUUUUCACGCUGAGCUGAAGAAGCUUCGUCUUCCUUUGAACGAAAAGACGCUCUGAUCUUAAAUUUCCUCGAGCGCUUCUCCUCGGCGUGCUCCUGCCGCCGUCUGGUCACCUCAGACAGCGUGCUCCUGUAGCUGCUGACCCGGUGCUUGAUGUGACGCAGGUGGAGCGAGUAGUUAGUCGUAGUUGUAGCUGCUGUCUGCUUGCUUUGUCUCUGCUGUAGGUUUUUAAAGUUUGUUUUUUUGUAUUUCCUUUUUAAUAAACACUCAAACGAA
This is a messenger RNA of Chelmon rostratus (copperband butterflyfish), 4206 nucleotides long. RefSeq names its product kinesin family member C3 (gene kifc3). Gene Ontology annotation, molecular function: ATP binding; microtubule motor activity; microtubule binding. Gene Ontology annotation, biological process: microtubule-based movement. The record is from RefSeq and is a predicted model, not a curated record. Lineage: Eukaryota; Metazoa; Chordata; Actinopteri; Chaetodontiformes; Chaetodontidae. The coding region runs from base 207 to 3284 and encodes 1025 amino acids. The transcript has 23 exons.